Bursaphelenchus okinawaensis is the source of this 3739-nucleotide messenger RNA. NCBI's taxonomy places the organism in Eukaryota, Metazoa, Nematoda, Chromadorea, Rhabditida, Aphelenchoididae. The record is from the annotation of a GenBank genome assembly.
AUGGAGAGCUCGGAUUUGAAAUGGAUCUUGUUGGUGUUGGUAUUGACCUUCAAUACACGAUGUUUUGCACAUGUGCGGACGGUCAGUGAUGAAUAUAAGGUAGGAUUUGGUUUUAGUUUGUUUUUAGACAAUGGUUUAUAUAUUUAACGUUGUUUUUGAUGUUAGUUUUGACUGAUUUUAGAGGAAGGGUCAAUGUUAUCGAUGUUGGUAUAGAAAAAUUAUUUAGGUAUGAAAUUGUUGCUAAGUCUUUGUGGUUUUACAUUUAUAUGAAGGCUAAAACACGGUUUUUUAAUUACAAAUGUAUUUAUUGACGUUUUUCGUUCAAGAAAGUGGGAAAAUUAUGCGUUAUAUUAAUCAUGCUAUCAAAAAUCUUGUUGGUGUAGAUGGGAAACCUAAAUUUUUGGGUUGAUAUUGUUAGCUUUAUCAAUUGAUUUUGUAGUUAUAUGAAAGGUAAAACAUUUUUCUUUAUUUUAACAUGCAUUUUGGACAGUUUCUUUUCUGAAAAAACGAUGGUUUAAUGGGAUAUUAUUCAUGACAUCAAAUAUCUUGUUGAUGUUGUUGGGUAAAUGGAUUUUUUUUAUAUGAAGUUGUGGUUUUUGUUAGUUGGUUUUAUAUUUAUAUUAAAGUUAAAAGAAUUGGCUUUAAUUUGACAGAAAUUUUGCGCACUUUACGUAUUAGGUAACUAAGGAUUUAGCGCUAUAUUAUCCUUGACAUCAAGUCUUUCGUUUUAAAUUUUUUUUUGAUUUUUCUUAAAGAAAUUUGAUUGUAAUUGUUAUAAGCCUUUGAAACAGCUUAAUAACCUUUAUUUUCAGCCUUUGAAGCAAAGCGAUAAUUGUGUACCAAUCACUAUGGACUUGUGCAACGAUCUUCAGUACAACACGACCAUGUUCCCGAACUUGUUAAUGCACACGACUCAAGAAGAAGCCAAUGCCGAAAUUAAGGCCUACGAAAUGUUGGUCAAAGUCAAUUGUUCCAAGGACUUUAAACUCUUUCUCUGCACACUAUUUGCACCACUUUGUACUCAAAUGGAGGAGCCAUUGAAGCCGUGCCGACAUUUGUGUUUGAGUGCCAAACAUGGCUGUGAGGACUUGAUGAAGAAGUUUGGGUAUUCGUGGCCGGAGAUCUUCAAUUGUGACAAGUUUCCGAUCCAAAAUGGCUGGUGUUUUGGUGAGAAUACCACCAUUAAUUCGCCGGUUAGUACGACUGUCGGGCCGCCGGAGAAGACCUUGGAAUGCCCACAUACCAUGAGAGUUUUGAGCAAAAGCAGGUCAGUUGAGGGAAUUUUUUUGGCUUCUUUAGUGUGUUUUUGACAUGGAAAGAAAGUUCUUGUCGUUUUAUGUUUUGUAAAGGAAGUUCUUGCCAUUUAUCGAUCUGUAUAGAAAGUUUUUGUUGUUUUUUGCUUUGUAAAAAAACUUUAUUGCUACUGGCUUCUAAUAUGUGAUAAAAAAGUCUAUAAACUACCUAUUUUCAGUUACAAUCUCAAAAUCGCCAACGCCACUAUCCCACAAUGUUCCUUACCGUGCGAGACAGAAGACCGUGUCCCAAUCUUUGGUUUCUCGCCUUCAGAACGUGGAAUCCUCAGGCUAACUGCAUGGUUAUCAGCGGUAGUAUGUCUAGUAUGCACACUGUUCACCGUGGUAACGUUCUUGAUUGACAUCGAGAGGUUCGAGUUCCCAGAAAGAGCGAUAUUGUACAUGGGGGUCUGCUACUUCUUUGUUAGUCUCACAUACCUGGUCGGAACUGUUGCUGGUAAGUUUUUUUUUAAAUUAGAAGUGAGCAGGGUAUUGUCAGCGUUUGGCGGGGAUUUUGAAGUAUAUUUUAAUUGUCGGUCUAAUAAAAAAUUACAGUUUAUGGCUAAAAGUAGGGUUUUUAAGCGUUUUUUGAGGGAUUUUGCUCAAAUUUUGGACAAUAAAUGGCAUUUUUAAAUAAAACUGUACAUACUAUAAGAUUGCUUAUGCUUUAAACUUAUGUUUUAGGGAUCUUCAGCUUUGGGUCUUAUGAAAAUUGGCAGUUUAAGGCUAAAAAUAAAAGGUUUUGAGCGUUUCUUGAAGGAUUUUGCUCAAAAUUUUGGGCAAUAAAUGCCAUUUUUAAUAAAACUAAAAUUCAAAAAAUAAUUUUUCUUAAUUUUCCAGGUGGCCCAGUAUCUUGUGGAGCCCUAUCCACCACCCAAUCGCCGCUAGUAACUCAAGGAAUCGACAAUUUCGCCUGUUCGGCGGUCGCCUUCAUCAACUUCUACUUCUCAACGGCCGCGGCCGUCUGGUGGUUCUGCCUAUGCUUUGCCUGGUUCCUCGUAACGACCCUAAAAUGGGGAGAAGCACCUGUGGGACAAGUUUUUGGUACCUACUUUUCGCUUCUGGCUUGGGGUGGACCUGCCGUCGCAGCCAUCGCCGUUCUGGUCACGAACUCGGUCGAUGGUGACAUGUUUACUGGAUUAUGCUCGGUUGGCAAUCUACAGCCUCAGGCAAUGCUGAAGUUUGUGGCUAUUCCACAGGCCGCUCUGAUUGGUGGGUUUUGGGCGGUGUUUUUGGGGGAACGUAAUUUUUAGGGAAAAAACGUGAAAUUUUAUGCAUUUUGCAAUUUUUUUACAGAAAAAUGAUAAUUUGUGAAAAUAUUGGAAAAAUGCCAUUUUUGGUUCCAUUUGUUACCUAAAAUUUUCCAAAUUUUUUUCAAAAAUUUCUUAAAAAUCAUUUUUUUAAAUUUUAGGCUUAAAAUUAAGCCUAAACUCUAUAACUCAGCUAAAACUAAAAAUAUCAAAAAACCCUUUUACCACAGUAAAACCAAGACCAUAACCUUUGAUUUUUUCAGUAUCCGGCUUCUUUUUGUUCGGCUGCGGCUUCAUUUCGAUCCUUCGAAUCCGCUCCUACAUCAAAGGCCAAAAAGCCGCUCCGUUGGGCAAAUUCGAAGCGGCUUCGGGCAAAAUCAGUCGAUUGAUGAUUCGAAUCACAACCUUUGCUUCGUUGUUCAUGAUUGCCAGUGUGGUUUACUGUGUUUGCUUGUUUUAUCAGGUAGGUGUUUUGCAAGGUUUUUUGGGGGGGGGGAUCGGGUUAGCUAUUUUUUCAAUUUUUAGGCAUGAAAGUUGAGGUUUUUAGCUAUUUUAUACUUAAAUAUUUUUGUUUUCUGCUUUUUUAUUACCUAAAAACCUCAAUUUUUUCAAAUUUGUUACUUAAAAAGUUACGUUUUUAUCUAUUUUAUACCUAAAAUUUUAAGUUUUAUGUGUUUUAACACCUAAAAAUCAAUUUUAAUUGCUGUUUUGUACCUAGAAAUCAACUUCAAUUGGCGUUUUAUACCUAAAGAUCAAUUUUAAAUGCCUUUUUAUACCUAAAAAUUGAUUUUUAAGGUCAUUUCAAACCUAAAAAUUUAAUUUUUUUGUUGUUUUUUACUUAAGAAUUAAAGUUUUUGAAGUUUUAUUACCUAAAAAUCACAUUUUUUCAAAUUUUUCAAAUUUCAGGCAGUCAACAUGGACUCAUGGUUAACAUCCUGGUACGGCACUCGAUGUCUCCAUCUACAGCGCGGUAAAUUCGGCUUCACUCAGCAACGUGAGCUCUGCCCUAUCAAUCAGGCGGCCCUAACCAACGAAUCACCCGAUUGGCUAAUGUUCUGUGGCAAGUACGUGGCGCAGCUGUCAGUGGGCGUGGCGUGCGCGGUCUGGACCAUAAAUGGAAAGACAUUCAACAGCUACGGCGACUUUUAUGCUAGAGUCUUCUUGGGCAGGUCUAGGGUGCCUACUCGGCAGUCUUAG